This is a messenger RNA of Phragmites australis (common reed), 2287 nucleotides long. RefSeq lists its product as uncharacterized. The transcript is spliced from 2 exons. NCBI's taxonomy places the organism in Eukaryota, Viridiplantae, Streptophyta, Magnoliopsida, Poales, Poaceae. The coding region runs from base 382 to 2154 and encodes 590 amino acids. Gene Ontology annotation, molecular function: protein binding. The record is from RefSeq and is a predicted model, not a curated record.
UCCUAGCUCGCAGCCAGUAGCCGCGCCCCAAGGCAGACUUUGGUCACUUGUGCCGCUAUUCCAUUCCCUCGUCGUGCGCUUCUCCUCCGCCCCAAAACUCGCCGAUCCCCAGGGCCACGGCCUCGUCGUCGUGUUCCCCCAGAGAUCCGAGCCGAGCGCACGCAUCAACAGUUGCGCGCUUCUGCUGCGCCCCCACCGCCGACUGCUACCUUGAAGACGCCAAAGCUGUCCGUCGCCAGUUCAGCACCACCUCGCAGCUACAGUUAUCACACACCCCGCACCGCUGCUUCCGCCUCUCUCCCCCCUUCCUUACUCAGCUCAAUACCAGGGCAGCAAGAAUCGCAGCGCAUGUCAGCGAUGCUGGGCUGUGAGCUCUGAAGGAUGGGUGAAGCAAGGGAGGAAGCGACGGCGGCGGGAAGCCAAGAAGCGGAGCUGGGUGAGCAGGGGAGGCUCGCGGCGGCCCUGGACGCCGUCAGUUCUUUGGUCUCCGCUUCCUUGUCCGCAUCACUCUUCCCGCUCAAGUGGCAACUCAUCAGGGACAGGCUCAACCGGCUCCACGCCGGCCUUGCCGACAUCACCGUCACCGCGGACGAAAACGGCGAGGACAGGUGCGACGCGUUCGCUGAACUCCUGCGCGACGUGGCGGGGACAGCCCGGGAGGCGCGGGAGCUGGUGCCGCUGAGCCAGGGGAGGCACUACGGCGGCGGCAAGCUGCGGCUGCGCAGCGACCUCGACGUCCUGGCCGCGGCACUCGACGCGCACGUGUCGCGGCUGGACGAGGUGUACGCGUCGGGGGCGCUGAUGCGGGCGCGGGCGCUGGUGGUGCCGCGGCCGGCGCCCGGCGCGAACCACGAUGACGUGCGGUUCUACGUGCGCGACCUCUUCGCCAGGCUCCGGGUGGCCGGCGCGGAGAUGCGGAGGGAGGCUGCGGCCGCGCUCAACGAGGUGCUACGCGACGACGAGAAGUGCGUCCGCGUCGUCGCGUCCGAUGUCGACGACGGCGUCGGCGUCCUCGUCGCGCUGCUCGAGUGUCCCGACGCGUGCGUCCAGGAAGAGGCCCUGGAGGCGGUCUCGGUGAUCGCCGGUUUCGACGCGCACAGGGGCGACCUGGUGAUUGGCGGAGUCAUCGCGCCCGUGAUCCGGGUCCUCAACACGGACGCUGGCCCGGCGGCCAAGGAGCGGGCGGCGCGGGUGCUCUGCAAGCUCACCGAGAACUCGGACAACGCGUGGGCAGUUGCUGCGCACGGUGGAGUCACGGCAUUGCUCAACGUCUGCACGGACCACCGGACGAGCGGUGGCCAGCUCGUGUGCGCGGCGUGCCGGGUGCUGAGGAGCCUCGCGGGCGUCGACGAGAUCAGGAAGUACAUGGUGGCCGACGCCGGGGCCGUGACGGUGCUCAUGUCGCUCUUGCAGGGCGCCACGGGCGACGCGGCGCAAAUCAAUGCGAUGGAGCUCCUGGCCGCAAUGGCCACCGGCGACAGCUCCGUCAGGGAGGCCGUGAUCCAAGAAGGCGCCGUCGAGUCCCUCGUCCGCGCGCUCGACCCGGGCUCCCCAAGCUCCUCAAAGGCGCGCGAGGUCGCCCUCCGCGCCAUUGACUCGCUCUGCUUCUCGUGCUCAGGCUCGAUAGACCGGCUCGUCGCCGCCGGUUUCGUCUACCGCGUCCUCUUCCUCCUCCGCAACGGCGACAACACGCUUCAGCACUGCGCCCUCAAGGCGGCGCACCGCCUGUGCCACGUGUCGGAGGAGACCAAGAAGGCGAUGGGCAACGCCGGGUUCAUGCUGGAGCUGGUGAGCGUCCUCCGGGCGGCCAAGUCCCCCGAGGCGCGGGAGAUGGCCGCGGAGGCGCUCUGCGCCAUGGUGUCCGUGCACCGAAACCGGAAGCGCUUCGUCCAGGAGGACCGCAACGUGGCGCAGGUGCUGCAGCUGCUGAGUCCCGACGAGGAGAAACCCUCGCCGGGGGCGAAGCGAUUCUUGCUUUCGGCGCUGAUGCAUCUCGCAGACAGCAGCUCCGGCCGGAGGAAGAUCAUGUCCUCGGAGCACGUUAGGAAUCUUGAGAAGCUUGCAGAGACCAAUGUCCCGGACGCCAAACGGGUCGUGAAGAAGCUUGGCGGGAGCAAGCUCAGGAGCAUUUUCCAUGGCAUUUGGAGCCUGUAAUCCUGGGACAAGCACUAGCUGUUACUACUCCUUAGUACUGUACCUCUAGCUAACACAUAUGUUCCUUUCAUCUUUUGUUACUGUGAAGGAAUGAAAGAAUGGAUCACUCCAAUGUCUUUAGCAGUGAUAAUCA